AUGGCAAUGUCGGCGAGCUGCCCACAGGCCUCAGUAAGAUCCAUUUUGCAGGGCACUCAACGCCUCUUUGUGCUGGGUUUUUCGACCACCGGUGGUGGCCAUGAGCGCCUCACGGCGGUGCUCACGGGACAUCUCUGUGGCGAGGAGGACCUGGAGCGUGUGACUUUAUUGGUUUCCAUGCCGGAGCCCUGGAAAGGUGAGAUGCUUGCAGAUGGCAGCGUGCCGCAAGAGAAGCGGCAGAAGGUCGAUCACACGCAGAGCAUCUUGGCCAAGCUGUCACCGCUCUUGAAACGACGCUGUCGGCUGAUCUUCGUGCGUGCCCUGAAGAGCGUCACCGGCUUCUACACCACGCAGGCAGGUGCGGCCGCAAAGGAGCUGAUGUGGGAGAUGGUCGUGGCACGGCCGGAGGUCUACCGAGGUGAGGAAGCCAAGCGGUUACUUUGCGACCGCGGCUUUGUCCUCUUUGACUCGCAGGCAUCGUUUUCAUGGGAUGACCUUGGCCCCAGCCUCCUCCCUACAGCACGCUCUUUGAUGGAUGUGCUGCUCGCUGAGACAGCGGCGGACGCGAACAUCGUGGUCAUCACGGACAUGGACCCCAACCUCACCUCUGCAACCUUGAAGCUCAGAGCAGAGAUGCGGAACGCAGCCCAGGGACCACCCCGGUUGCAUGGCUUAGACUACGAAAACCAUCAGGACUUGCUGCUUCACUCUUUUGGCAUCCGCGAACGAGACGAUAUCCUUGCGUACAGGGGCCACUUUGAGAAGGUCUCCGAGAUAUACUGGUACAAGAUGCACCCAGAUCUCUUCAGAGACGCCGAGCUGGCGACAUUGGGGAAGCUGAUUCGGAGCACAUUCUUGGUCAAGGUGCUCAACAUGGGAAGAGACGGCCUAAGAGUGGCACAUGUCGACAUUGUGGAUCCUGCCUUCCGCCGCUUGAAUCGUGCAGAUUUAGAGGCCUAUUCCUUCGCUGCCGAUCGCAAGUUGGCCGUGAAGUUCCUACUAGAGCAUGGCCGCCGCAUCACCAGUGAAGAGGCAGGCCAGGCACACGAGGGCAUUGUCCAUGCCGACGGUGCCUCCGAGGACACCAUCCAGCACAUUAUCUACAUUUAUGCGCAUUUGAGCGGGCGCUCCAUUCUUGAGCACUAUUUUCGACACGUUCAGGAGCAUCCCGGGACGCUCAUUGUCGGCUGCGGCCGGGGCUGGCACAAGCACAGCCGCCUGAGUGCACCGGCUGAAUUGAAGGGCCGCAGCAACGUCAUGCGAAUCUGUCAGCUGGCGCAAGGACACGGCAUCGUCACUGCUGGUGCGGGAGCCUGCGGUGAACUUGCGGAUAUGCUUUACACUUUUCAAGCACCCCUGGGAGUGGUCAUCCCGCUGAACAAGCAGCACGAGCAGCAGCACAAUGGCGAAAUGAUGCAGGAGAGCUUUGGGAGCAGGCUGCUUCUGGGCACCACAGCAAACGGCUUCGACAUUGCAAGGCUCGGGCCGUUUCUCGCCGAGCUCGCUCGUCGCAUGGAGUCUGCCAAG
This is a messenger RNA of Symbiodinium necroappetens, 1527 nucleotides long. NCBI's taxonomy places the organism in Eukaryota, Dinophyceae, Suessiales, Symbiodiniaceae. The record is from the annotation of a GenBank genome assembly.